ACAUGUUGCGCUGUUGUUAUUGUCAGUACUGUACAGUCACUGCAGGUCAGAAGCGGCACGAGCGGACCGGUUCGGACGGGAUGGCAUGAUGACAUGCCCAGCUAAAACGACUACAAAUGCGUCAUUGUUUAAAAUAAACCCUGGAGACGGCAGUCGAUCUAUUUUACGUGUGUCCAAUCCGACAACCUAACUUCGACAGAGCGUUGUGUAAAGAUAUUCAGCGCACCUCAGCUCGUGUCAACUGAAUUCGAUAAUCUGUGACAAUCUUUAAAUAGUGUUCGAGGAGAGAUGGACGUACAUUUUUGGGCUCAUCUAAAGGCUGGCAGCUCGGAGGUGGAUUGGUGUGAAGGAAAUUAUCUGAUCUAUUCCGGAAUAGCGGAGUUUUAUAACACGAUAAGCAAUGUGCUGUUUUUCGUCUUGCCUCCUAUUCUCAUGUGUCUAUUCAGGCAGUAUGCCACGCAUUUCAACAGUGGCAUCUAUCUCAUAUGGACUCUGCUUGUGGUUGUUGGUAUCGGCUCAACUUACUUCCACGCCACCCUGAGCUUCUUGGGACAGAUGUUGGAUGAACUUGCCAUAUUGUGGGUGCUAAUGUGUGCCAUUGGCAUGUGGUUUCCUAAGCGAUAUCUUCCUAAGAUAUUUCGUAAAGACAGGUCGAGGUUUAAACUUGUCAUUGGCAUUCUGUCAGGGAUCACCACCUGCCUGGCCUUCAUCAAACCUGCCAUUAAUUCCAUAUCCCUAAUGACACUGGGAAUCCCAUGUACUGCACUUCUCAUUACUGAGCUAAAGAGGUGUGAAAACCCACGUGUGUUCAAGCUGGGUCUUCUCUCAGGGCUGUGGUGGACUCUGGCAUUGAUGUGCUGGAUUAGUGAUCGCAUUUUCUGUGAAAUGUGGUCGUCUGUCAACUUUCCUUAUCUACACUGUGCCUGGCAUAUUCUUAUCUGCUUGGGUUCCUAUCUGGGAUGUGUGUGUUUUGCUUAUUUCGACGCCGCAUCCGAGGCUCCAGAGCAGGGACCCGUUCUCAAAUUCUGGCCCAGUGAGAAAUGGGCUUUUAUUGGGGUGCCAUACGUCACUCUUCUCUGUGUGCACCGCAAGACCUCCAUUAAGCUGACAUAGACUGUGCCAUGUUCAAAGGUAUCUGAAUACGUUUGGUCCACAAGAAGGAGAAUCCUGUUUUUCCAGGUGGAUUUGUUUGUUUUGGGUGAAACGUGUUAAGCAAUCAAUAUAAAUCAUGUGAAGCAUCAUUUAAGUGAAAAGUGUUGAAUGAUCUCAGUAUGGAGAGUUUACUCAGGCGCACAAUGUUGCACAUUUAACACGUUAAGUAAGAUCAUGUUUGGGUGAAGGACGUUCAAUCCUUUUCAAAACAGAUUUUUACACCAGCAAUUAGACUUUUAUUUAAGUGUGAGAAUACUUUAGGUUGUUUGUUACAUUAACAAUUUUGAAAUCUCAUUACUUUUCACUAUACAAUACAAUAAGGGAAAAUAUACAAAUGAUUGUUUAUACAGGAGAUCAGGACACAGGUGAAAGGCACAUAUCACCCUAAAAGGAUUUACGUGUAUUCUGAGUUAACAGGCAGCUGCGGUCUUUAAAACAAAGCUUCUAAAAGAGUUCUUCACAGCGAUGUCAUAGAAGAACCGUUUUUGGUUCUCCAAAGAACCUUUAAGUUUUUCUUUCUUGCCUUUUUAUAGUUUGUAGAAGCUUUGUACACUUCACAGAAAGGUUGUGUGAAUGUUGAAAGACCAUUUUUUGAAACUUUAAAAAAAAGUGACUUAUCUCUUAUUACUAUGUGUGUACCGCUUAUUACACAGAUUAUUGCCAAAUCAAUAAAUAAAUAGACAUGAAAUAUUACAUUUUAUAUGAUAAAAGUUAUUUUCAUGUGUGAGAAAAUAGAGACGUAAUACAAGAACAUUUGACUGGUGAAGGUUUUCAUUGACCAAUCAGAAUCAGUUUUGUUGGUGUCAUGUCUAUUUUUGUACAUGUUGACAAUAUAUUGGUUAUUGGUCAAUGGUGCUCAAAAACGCUUAAAAUAUCUUCCUUUGUCUUCAGCAGAACAGAGAAAUUUAUACAGGUUUUUAACAACGUGAGGGUUAGAAAAUUAUGACAAAAUUUUCAUUUUUUGGGGAUCUAUUCAUUUAAUGCUUAAUAUACAUUUUCCCUAUUGACUGCCAAACUUAAUCAGAAAUAUACAUUUGUUGGUAAAUGAAUUAAAAUCAUGAGCAACUAACCAUGAUACCAUGUUAAUGCUACACAUUUGUGGCACACGUGCAACUUUACUAAUGUGUUUUACUAGUUUGUUUUUUUCCCAUAUCUGGAGGAUCAUUCUUCCUACGCCUGAUACUUCCUGAUACAAAAUGUAACAUAAUGAAGUUUAAUACAUGACAUUUAUGUAUUGAUUAUAUGAAUGCAGCAUAAACUGGAUGUUUUAAUCGAGAUAUUUUGAGCCUUGUUGCACUACUACGAAAUGAAGCAGUGUUUUUGACACACAAUGUAUUGAAAGAUUUGAAUUCAGUGCAUGCAAAUUGUUUGUUGAAUUGAAUGUAAAGAAAUGCUCUUUUGAGAAUGAUUGACAUAUAUUUGCCAAAUGUCAGUUUUUCAUUUGAAUGUCCAUAUAGUGUAAUUAUCUAUACAUGCUGAUGAAAUAAAUAUUUAGAUUUCUCAACUUCCUAACACUUUUUACAACAAAACACUUUUCAAAUGCCUUUUCCAGUUUGUAUCUUCAGACCAAAAUGUCAGUGAUCACAAAUUUGUACUGCCAUUAACUGUCAAGGAUUUUUUUAAGGAAUAAAUGCCAAAUUACACCAUGCAA
This is a messenger RNA of Misgurnus anguillicaudatus (oriental weatherfish), 2803 nucleotides long. RefSeq names its product alkaline ceramidase 2 (gene acer2). Gene Ontology annotation, molecular function: N-acylsphingosine amidohydrolase activity. Gene Ontology annotation, biological process: ceramide catabolic process; sphingosine biosynthetic process. NCBI's taxonomy places the organism in Eukaryota, Metazoa, Chordata, Actinopteri, Cypriniformes, Cobitidae. Gene Ontology annotation, cellular component: Golgi membrane. The record is from RefSeq and is a predicted model, not a curated record.